Molecule: messenger RNA, 1734 nt
Organism: Cryptomeria japonica (Japanese cedar)
Lineage: Eukaryota; Viridiplantae; Streptophyta; Pinopsida; Cupressales; Cupressaceae
Exons: 5
Coding region: 968-1549 (193 amino acids)
Biological process (GO): termination of RNA polymerase II transcription
Cellular component (GO): nucleus; mRNA cleavage and polyadenylation specificity factor complex
Molecular function (GO): RNA polymerase II CTD heptapeptide repeat phosphatase activity
Source: RefSeq, a predicted model, not a curated record
AAUUCAAAAGUUGAGGUUUGAUGAUUUGGUGAUGUCUUCUUUGAAGACAAAUUGAGGGUGUUGUGAUUUCAUUUGGUAUCGAUAUUUGCUUUUUUAGAUUUCUAUCUGAUUUGGCAAGAACAUAAGACACUCGGAGUCGAAUUUAAGUUAGCAUAUUGGAGGCUUGUGUGGCAUCUCUAUGUCUAUGCUAGCUGCAUCAAGCAGAUUUUGAGGGUGUCGGGAUUUUUUGGUGGGCGUUUCCAUUCAUCAUUACCUCUAGAACUAUACUUGUGGCUAAGGAAAUCGAGUAAAGCUUGUAUCCAUGACGUAGGGUUAAGAGGAAGAGUGAUUGGGACGUGAGCUUUCUGCUGGUCAUGCACAGCGAAGAACAUACAUUCAAAGAGUUUGGGAACGAUUUAUUCCUCUAUUUCAAGACUUGGUAUUCUCUCUGGCUGGUUUAUCUCUGGUCCCUGGAGCUGGAUAGGAGUCGCGGGAAUGACCAGAACAUUUCUGUCUGGGCGUGGCCAUUAAUCUUGCAUUCAAGUCGGGACUCCUGAGGUUGUUGGGAUUCAAAGCUUAUCAUAGUGCUGUUCAUGCUCAAUACAUUUGCAACAUUAUUCCAGCCAUGACUGAUAUUCAUAUUUGAAGGAUACUCUCUGCUUAUUUCCCUUCUUGCCAUUAGCCUUGGCUGUAGACCUGUACGUGGACAGAGAUAAAGGAAAUACUUGGAGCUUAAUGUACCUCAUAGUUGCUGCUGUAUAAUUUCUGAGUAUUAAAUGGUAGAUUAUUAUUUGUAAUUUCUGAGCAAUAUUCAAGCCAUCACAGACUGGUUUUUGCAAGUGAAGGAAAGUAUCUCUAUCAACUUGAAGGGAGGCUGAAUAUCGUAUGUCUGAGAUUCAGUUUAUGAAUUGUACAAGAACAGGAUCUAGAUUUGUACGUUUUGUUAAUUAGCUUUGGAGGAGUUAUUGGAUCCCCAGCUGUUUUGAAAAUGAGACUCCGGCAUGCUAUGGUGUGUGCAUCAAACCAGAAUCGCAGUAUGGAAGCACAUGCUUUGUUAAAGAAGCAUGGUUUUGAUGUAAGUUCUUAUGGGACUGGAGCCCAUGUUAAAUUACCUGGACCUUCAAUCAGGGAGCCAAAUGUAUAUGAAUUUGGAACUCCUUAUCGAAGAAUGUUUGAUGAUCUAAAGCGUAAAGAUCCAGAAUUAUAUAAAAGAAAUGGACUUCUGCAGAUGCUUAAACGGAAUUUAAAUGUGAAAAUGGCACCACAGCGAUGGCAGGAAAAUGCUGCAGAUGGUUCGUAUGAUGUGGUUUUCACAUUUGAAGAGAGGGUGUUUGACAUGGUCAUUGAAGACCUUCAUAAUAGAGAACAAGUUUUAAUGAAAAGUGUAUUGGUGAUUAAUCUGGAUGUCAAAGAUAAUCAUGAAGAAGCAGCCUCUGGUGCACGUUUGGCAUUAGAUUUGUGUCAGAAGCUUGAGGCAGUUGAUGCUUGGGAGGAUGACAUAGAUGAAAUAGUUAUAAGAUUUGAGAGGCAGCACAGACGGAAGCUUAUAUACACCAUCUGCUUUUACUGACCAAUUCUGGAAGGAUAAAAUUUCCUUCUGUUGAACCUUAUUUGGGCUCAGAAAUUGGGGAAUGCAAUCAGAAAAUGUAGCGAUGUUUCUACAUGGGAAUGAGAAAUAAUUUCACUUCUGUAACAUGCAUGGAUUUUGGAAGUCAUGCAAUAUUAUACAAAUCAUUCAGAAUUUUGUUUCAAUUA